Molecule: messenger RNA, 372 nt
Organism: Podospora bellae-mahoneyi
Lineage: Eukaryota; Fungi; Ascomycota; Sordariomycetes; Sordariales; Podosporaceae
Exons: 2
Coding region: 1-372 (123 amino acids)
Source: RefSeq, a predicted model, not a curated record
AUGGCUGUUUCCAGGCCAGUUAUCAGUUCUUCUUUGACCCAGGAGGCGGGGGGAGACUUGACACGGGCCGUCUGGACCCUUGCCGACGACGCCUUCGGGCUCAAGUUGAAGAUGCGCAUGUACAUUCCAGAAUGCCACAUAAAAGAAUUUUAUGAGGACGACGAGAGACCGUAUAUGGUUCGGGACCAUGACUGGGUAAACCAGUGGCUAUCAGAUGAGGAGAUUUCAUACAUGAUCUUUGAUGCCUUGACGAAGGGAUGGGACGAUGUGUUGGUGAAGGCACACGUUGCCGUUACUGGUGGAAACGUACAGGCGUCAGAGCCAGAGCCUGCUGCUCGUGAUCUACGAGAAGACGACAAUUAUGACGACUGA